Porites evermanni is the source of this 1341-nucleotide messenger RNA. NCBI's taxonomy places the organism in Eukaryota, Metazoa, Cnidaria, Anthozoa, Scleractinia, Poritidae. The record is from the annotation of a GenBank genome assembly.
AUGAAGCUUAAUAGUGGCAUGAACGGCGGUGCGAUGGGCUUUGCAAAAGAACUUGCCCGAUUGGGAGAUUUUCCCGGUCAUAGACCGCCACCAGGGCAGGGUGAAAACGUUGGUGUGCAAUGUCGUAGCGGCAGUGAUGCAGAUUUAGUAAAGGCAGUUGUCGAGUCAUGGUAGGUUGAUAAUAUAUAGAUUUAGCCAAGACCAAAAGCGAAGCCCCUGUCUUUCUGAAGUGUUUUCUGAGCCUUGAAUAUCAUAACUACAAUUGUAGCUUGCGGAGAACUUUAAAAAAAAACGUCACCUCAAUGAUUUGUAUACUUGAGCCCGCGAUACAGCCAAGUGACACUGGUCAUCGGUUACCCUAUUUUGACCGCUGUCAAUUGAUCAUAACAUGGACAUCUAUUAUCCAAUAUCAAGUUAAACACAAUUUGUAAAUGCCUCGGUUUUUUCAGAUAGCAAGACAUUUCACAACUGCUUACAUGACGGGGCGGACGUACGUACGGACAAUUUUGUCGGAACCAAAAUUUCUUGAGUGCGUAGAUAACCAAUAGUUGUUUAGUUGAGUAUAUUUGCAAUCAAUGAAACAGACGAAACAAAAUUUACAUAACAACAACAAAACUAUAUUUAUCCACUGAGUUUGCUUCAUUAUGGUAAAUUAGGCUACGAGUAGUUCUUAUCUUCUUAGAGUGAGUGUGAAAAAAAAAAGAGGAAGUACCGGCAUGUGAGGUCUGUCCUCGGAGAGUGGAUUUCACACAUGCUUGCCGCGUUUUUGCGUGAUUUUACAUGCCAUGUCCGCCGUACGACGUCUUUCCAGGCCUUACUCAGUCCAUACUUAUUGGUGACGUAUCCAAAACGAACAAUCGGAAACUCGCUUGGAUCACGUGACGCGAAACGCAUCGGCCGGGCACAACAAUGAGGCCUAAAUAUUAGGCAAGCUCUUUACUACCCAUUUGGGAAAUAUGGAACUACUCUUGCUUAGUCCUUCACAGUAAUCUAUUCAGUCGUACCCGAGACACAGUGGUCGGAGAACUAGUCGCACGGACCACGUGACCACUUGUAGUCUUCGUUAAGUCCUUCUUCAUAAGCAAUUACUUUUUCAGGUAUAAAGAGGCUUGUGCCUACUUCAAGUGUCCACAAUUUUCAGGGGUGACUGGACACUUUACUCAGUUGGUUUGGAAGGAAAGCACAGAGCUUGGUAUUGGAUUCGCGAGAGGAACAUUCAAAGGUUUUAAGGAUUGCCUGUGGGUGGUUGGUCGCUACAGGAAAGCUGGGAACGUGAUGGGACAACUCUUUCAAAAUGUAGUCAAAGGGAGCUUUAAUUGUGGAGACGUCUGCCGAAAGUAG